This is a messenger RNA of Oncorhynchus tshawytscha (Chinook salmon), 3285 nucleotides long. Its product is annotated as ATP-binding cassette sub-family G member 1-like. Gene Ontology annotation, biological process: cholesterol homeostasis. Bases 177 to 2195 code for a protein of 672 amino acids. Lineage: Eukaryota; Metazoa; Chordata; Actinopteri; Salmoniformes; Salmonidae. The transcript has 15 exons. The record is from RefSeq and is a predicted model, not a curated record. Gene Ontology annotation, cellular component: plasma membrane. Gene Ontology annotation, molecular function: ATP binding; ABC-type sterol transporter activity; ATP hydrolysis activity.
CAGGCUACUGAUUUCGUCCUGGGCACAGGGCAGGUAAGACACGCGGGAGAGAACAUAAGAAGAGUGAACACCUUUUUUAGGUGCUCAGCGCAUACCAAGCGGCGAUGCAACAGAUUUGUGCAGGUUUUUAGGUGGAAUAUUUUUGUCCAUUUAUUGGAUCCAUUUUUGGAGGGGGAAUGGCAUGUCUUAUGGCAGCAUUUUCUGUGAAUAACGCCACUGUCACUAACUCCAUCCUAAUGAACACCAAUGGGCCUCCUGAUCUGAUGCUGGACCCCAGGACUGUAUGUGUAUCUCUUGAUGAAGUGGUAUCCAAUCAUUUGAGCAGUCAACAUACUCCAUUAUUAAAUGGGCAUCUCAAGAAAGUGGAGAACAGUCUAACUGAAGCCCAACGUUUUUCCUACCUGCCACAUCGACCAGCAGUUAACAUUGAAUUCAAAGAUGUCAGCUACUCAGUUCCAGAGGGACCAUGGUGGAGAAAGAAAGGUUACAAGACUCUGCUGAAAGGGAUCUCUGGAAAAUUCACCAGCGGCUGCCUGGUGGCCAUCAUGGGUCCCUCAGGAGCUGGGAAAUCUACGCUGAUGAACAUUCUGGCCGGCUACAGAGAGACCGGGAUGAAGGGGGAGAUCUUGAUCAAUGGGCAGCCUCGUGACCUACGCUCUUUCAGGAAGGUCUCGUGCUACAUCAUGCAGGACGACAUGCUUCUGCCUCACCUCACAGUACAGGAAGCCAUGAUGGUGUCUGCUAAUCUGAAGCUCCAGGAAAAGGAUGAGGGCAAGAGAGACAUGGUGAGGGAGAUCCUGACGGCCCUGGGCCUGCUUGAGUGUGCGAAAACCCGAACGUCACAUCUAUCAGGGGGGCAGAGGAAAAGGCUGGCUAUCGCCCUGGAGCUUGUCAACAACCCUCCCGUCAUGUUUUUUGACGAACCCACCAGUGGCCUGGACAGUUCCUCCUGCUUCCAGGUGUUGUCUCUGCUGAAGGCCCUGGCCCAUGGUGGACGCACCGUCAUCUGCACCAUCCACCAGCCCAGCGCCAAGCUCUUUGAGCUCUUCAACAAGCUGUAUGUCCUUAGUCAGGGCCAGUGUAUCUACAGAGGGAAUGUACCUAACCUGGUCCCCUAUCUUAGAGAGCUGGGGCUCAACUGCCCAACGUACCACAACCCUGCAGACUUUGUGAUGGAGGUGGCGUCUGGGGAGUACGGAGAUCAGACGGCGCGUCUGGUGAAGGCCGUGCAGGAGAGGAAAUGUGAGCAGGUCUACAAGACAGACAUGAACAAUGGACCCCUCAAUCCCUUUCUGUGGCACAAAUCAUCUGAGGAGGACUCCUCUUCCAGUGAGGGCUGCCACAGUUUCUCGGCCAGUUGUCUGACUCAGUUCUGCAUCCUGUUCAAAAGGACGUUUCAAAGCAUUAUUAGAGAUACGGUGCUGACUCACCUAAGAAUCUGCUCUCACAUUGGAAUUGGGAUUCUGAUUGGCCUGCUCUACCUGGGCAUCGGCAACGACGCCAAGAAAGUGCUCAGCAACUCUGGCUUCCUCUUCUUCUCCAUGCUCUUCCUCAUGUUUGCUGCUCUAAUGCCUACUGUUCUGACCUUCCCUUUAGAGAUGGGAGUUUUCCUAAGAGAGCACUUGAACUACUGGUACAGUCUGAAGGCUUACUAUCUGGCCAAGACUAUGGCGGACCUCCCCUUCCAGAUAGUGUUCCCAGUCGCCUACUGCAGCAUCGUCUACUGGAUGACGUCCCAGCCGCCUGACGCUGUGCGUUUCAUCCUUUUCUUGGCCCUGGGAGUCCUCACCUCUCUUGUGGCUCAGUCUCUGGGCCUGCUAAUAGGGGCGGCUUCCACCUCUCUACAGGUUGCCACGUUUGUAGGUCCGGUGACUGCCAUACCCGUACUGCUUUUCUCUGGCUUCUUCGUCAGUUUCGACACAAUUCCGUGGUAUCUUCAGUGGAUGUCAUACAUUUCAUAUGUCAGGUAUGGUUUUGAAGGUGUCAUCCUCUCGAUCUAUGGCCUGGACCGGGAGGACCUCCACUGCAACAAGGAUGAAACAUGCCAUUUCCAGAAGUCGGAGGCCAUCUUGAAAGAGCUUGACGUGGAAGAUGCCAAACUGUACCUUGACUUCAUAGUGCUCGGCAUGUUCUUUGUGAGCCUCCGCCUCCUCGCAUACUUUGUGCUGCGCUAUAAGAUCAGUGCAGAGAGGUAGACUGGAGAGUGGGGGUAGGAGGAAGAAGGCCUAGAUCGCUUGCAUGCUGGAAUACCGCUUCUGGAGACCUCCAGGCAGUGACCAGAAACACACCAUGCACACUGCAGAAAUGAUGGGUACACUAUGUGGCGGUGGCACGAAAGGGCUGGAUUUUGACACUUGACUGGCCAAUCAGAACAUUCUCCAUGGCUAAAUAUGUGGUUGCUUUACAGUCUUUUAUGUUUGCAUUGUCAUCAACGCCAAUUUGAAUGUCAGUCCGCUAUAGCCUAGUUUGUUAAAUAGCCUAUAGAAACAAACUAACUAAAUGUAGGCCUACCCAUCUUUCCUAAAUAUAUUGAACAUGUUGGCAGUCCACAUUGCUCUAUGUAAUUGCAUUGCUUCAAUAUGGAAAUAUAUUAUUAAACAUAGCAUUCACACUGAUAUGAGCUAGGCCUACUGUAAAUGUCAUUAUGGCUGAGCCAUGGACAUGCCAAACGUUGUCAAUAAGCAAGAUGUAAUUCACUAUUGAUGAGGCCUAAAAAGAGUGAAUCAUUCUAAUCAAAUUCUAAUCAAAAGAAAAAGUUGUUUUAAGUAGGCUAUGUCUACUUAAAUGUUUUGUAGUAAACAAGUGUUUCCAAUGACAUCAUCAACCAAUUAGUAGACCAUUAGUAGGCAAUGUUUACUCACAAUUGGUCAAAAUCACAUUAUGCACACCGAUGAUGUCAUUGGAAACACUUAUCUUCCUCUAUCUUUUUUUUUACAACAAAACAUAGAAACUCACCAUUUUCACAUGUUGAUGUUGGGGUGAUGAUGAAUAUGAAGUUGCAAAAAAUGUGGUGUUUCCCUUUAAGGGUAGACUACAGGAUGGCUUGGUUUGUAAUCAUAUGAAACGGAAAACAAGCAAUUGUUACAGGAAAAUAAGUUCUAAAGGGUCAUCAGCAUUAUCUCAUCUCUCCUUUCAUGAUGGGCAUAUGGACACAAGUAGCCUGCGUGGAGUUUUUUUUUAAUGCACGUCCAAAACGGGAGCUGGCUAAAAUUACAUACAUACAUACAUACAUACAUACAUACAUACAUACAUACAUACAUACAUACAUACAUACAUACAUACAUA